Messenger RNA from Adineta ricciae, 1110 nucleotides. Lineage: Eukaryota; Metazoa; Rotifera; Eurotatoria; Adinetida; Adinetidae. The record is from the annotation of a GenBank genome assembly.
AUGGCAAACGAUACAAUGAAAGCCGAUCUAAGUCGUUUACGAACGUACAUUCAACAUGGAAAAAUCAAAAAAAUCAAUGGUCUUCUGAAUAAUCAAGCAAAACGCAUAAAUUAUUGUCUCGAACAGCAAUUUGAUGCUUGUGCUUAUGCUACGAAAUUUAAACAAGAAAAAAUUCUUCGUCAAGUCCAUGAUUACGGAUUUCCAAUAGAUGGUUAUCCAAAUACGGAUUCUAUAACUGCUCUAAUCAUUGCCAUUCGUCGUAGUGAUCUCGCAUUUAUUCAAAUUCUCAUUGAAUUAGGUUGUGAUGUGAACUGCUCCGUCCGUUCGUAUACAAUCAUUCCAUUGCUCGAAGCCUAUCAGAUUUGUAAAGAUAAGCAGGAUAAUCUUUCUUUAUUUGAAACUAGAAAAGACAUAUUUCAAUAUCUAUUACAAUCCGUGAUUGAUGGUGAAUUUGAUUUUUUACAGCGAUUGUUAAAUCACGGGGCUCAUGCGAAUGUAAUAACAGCAACGCAUCGAAAAAAUUUACUCCAUUUAAUUUGUGAUCGAACAGUUGACCAUCCGACAGAACACCUGUUAGAAUUAAUGCAACAAAUCAUUCGACUUGGCUGUGAUGUAAAUUAUCGAGAUGAUUGUUUUGAAACGCCGUUGAUGUGUACUUUACACCGUGGUGGAAACAUAACACUCGCACAUGAACUUAUCGUUGAAGGGACUCGUCUGGAUUGGAAGAACAAUUUUGGUAAUACUUACUUAACACGAGCUGUUCACUACGCUUUAUAUGAUCAUGCUCGAAUGGCGCUCUAUGCUGGUGCUGCCUGCCGUCCACUUCAAUGUGCGUUUCCUUAUAUUAAUCGAAAGUAUCAACAUGAUCAAUCGACCCAUGAAACGAACCUCAUGGAUGCAAUUAUCGAUUACGAGAAAUUUAUGAGUGAAAUGGAACGAUAUCUGGUGAAACCAAGACAAUUGAAAGAUAUUGCGCGAUUAGCAAUACGAAAGACACUUCCAUGUCCAUUGAGUAAAUCUAUCGCGACACUCGAAAAUUAUUUACCUUGUUCACUAAUUCAGUAUUUAUUGUUAAAAGAAAUGAAAACCGUGCUGAAUCUUCUAUUUUGA